AACAAGCCUGCGGCAGCCGAGGUGUAAGUCUCUUGCGGUGAAUAUCGGCAGCACAAGCAAAGUUGCGUCAGCUGAUGGAAAGCCUCUUGGUCAUGAUGGAAGUAGUUUUGCGCUGUCAUCGCUUGACGCCGUAAAAUCUGGCGCCAAGAACACUUUGCGACAUCAAGUGUCUGACUCAGGUGCUAGCUCACCAUCGACCAUACUCGUCGGAACGUCCCCCAGUACCAGUAGUGGUAGCAGUUCUUGUGUCAAGAAAGCGGCCUCAGCCUUACCCAAUGCUGGUUGUAGAAGUGGGGAGCUUCAUGCACAUCGAAGGUUUCACAGCGUCCCGAAAGGAUUUAAAAAAUCGUCUGUCGAGGCGGCGGAAAACGUGACCCCCGAAAACAUCCCGGUGUCAACGCCCUCCCAUCUGGUAUUUGGUUCCAAAGAUACUCGUGAGGAGGAAAACAAGAGAAAUAUGAGCAGCUCUUUGCAUAAGAGCGUCGGUGCCGAAACGACUAGCACGGUUCCCUCAACACCGCG
Molecule: messenger RNA, 522 nt
Organism: Amoebophrya sp. A25
Lineage: Eukaryota; Dinophyceae; Syndiniales; Amoebophryaceae
Source: the annotation of a GenBank genome assembly